AUGCUAGCCAACAGCACACGUGAUCUUCUCAAGCUUGCCACGGGCUGCACCCGGGUGACUGAUGCCGUCUGCCAGCAGGAGCUCAACUUCAACAGACGGACGUGGGAGGGGACGCCAUGGUUGACACCCAGCGUUGAUCGGAUGGCCUCAGCUGUGGGAUCGGUGGCAGCAGUCAUCCCCUCAGGGGACGGUGGCGGAUCACGCCUGCACAGCCUCUUCAAGCCCGGAAAGAGUGUGAAGAUGCACACAUGGUGCUUUCUUGCUAGCCCAUAUGGAGCCUACAUCUUUGGCCAUGCCACUGGAAUCGGUUCUCCUCAGCUUGAGGACGCCGUGUCCGCUGGAAAGUUGACCCAUCAGCAGAAGGUGUAUUGGACGGUCACUAAUUCCAUCGGCCCCAGCAUUGACACUACCUCCGGAAACACUGCAAUAGGAUUUAAGCAGGCAUGGUGCGAGACCCUUCCGGAAGGCUUCCUCCUGGAGAUGCAUGAGACUUACCUGCACCACAGCACCGACUACUCUGAUUUAUUUGGUGUUUUCACUGCCUGGCUGUGGGAGCAGUGGACUGAUGACACGACCCCGGGGACAUUCCUGUCCGACUAUCUUUCACACCUGAGGCUAAGGACCCACUCAAGAAGGAUGCUGUUGCACCGGGACAGCCAUGGCUCUGUGUCCAUGCGGAACAAGGUGCUGGCCAAGUGCUGCCUCAGUGAGCUGUGGUGCCAAGAUGUGUGGGUGCAGCCGGGUUUGCUGUUGGGGUCAAAGCCGGUCAGUGGUAUACAUCUCACAGGCAGGUUCUUGGAGAAGCUCAUGGCCAUCAAGCUCAACAACAACGUGGAACUCACUGCAUUCGAUAGCAACAAGCCUAAGACAUCACAGGCCUGCUGGUUCAUCACCCAGAGAUGCAACUCCAGCGACAAAAUGUGGGUGGGGAAGGUGCUGGGCUUGUACCACUACAGGUCGCCAUUGAACAGGGAUAAGUUCGAUGUGAUGCUGGAGGUCGAAUGGCAUGCUCCCCUGCUGGGGAACAACAGUGAUGCCGAAGUUGCGGUCGACCAGUUCAUGAAUGUCCCCUUGGUGGACGCCAGGGCUGCCAGUGUGUCCAACACAGGCCCUCGCUACUACCUGGCUGAGGAUGUUGCGCCUUGA
Molecule: messenger RNA, 1146 nt
Organism: Volvox carteri f. nagariensis
Lineage: Eukaryota; Viridiplantae; Chlorophyta; Chlorophyceae; Chlamydomonadales; Volvocaceae
Gene: jtnpB9-2
Product: jordan transposition protein
Exons: 4
Coding region: 1-1146 (381 amino acids)
Source: RefSeq, a predicted model, not a curated record